Fulvia fulva is the source of this 822-nucleotide messenger RNA. RefSeq lists its product as uncharacterized. The record is from RefSeq and is a predicted model, not a curated record. The transcript has 2 exons. The coding region runs from base 1 to 822 and encodes 273 amino acids. Gene Ontology annotation, molecular function: protein binding. Lineage: Eukaryota; Fungi; Ascomycota; Dothideomycetes; Mycosphaerellales; Mycosphaerellaceae.
AUGGCAGUAACGAGGAACAAGAGGCCCGCCAGCGAAGACCCCGAGGACGCGACACACAAGAAGCAACGUCUCGAGCAGGCCCCGAAAGAGAAGCGCAACGCCACCAAAGAAGCAUUAUCCACCGCCCCCAUCCUACGAAACAUCCUCUGUCGGCUGCCACUGCUGGAGAGACUCUGCGCUCGCCGUAUCAACAAAUCCUUCAAAGACACCAUCGACACCUUCCCAGAUCUCUACUACGUCCCAUUCUACGACCCCAUACCCGGCCCUCGAGAAUUCAUCUUCUGGCAACCCUACGACAAACUCGGCAACAACGGCCCCUUCAUCGCCGACGCACGCUGGGAGGACAAGCUACAAGCGUAUUCACCUGCCCCCAUCAUCACCGUGAACCCCCUCAUCGAGCGCAUGGACGCCUACGUCAAACAGCACUCCCUCCCGCGCUCCGCUAUGAGGGCGCAGCCAGCGCCGGGCAAAUUCGGUUUCAAGCUUCGCAUCUAUCCGCAAUGGUUGGUCGCCAUGGAGCGGGACUUUCGGGACAGGAGGUGGCGGAAUAUGUACAUCACGCAGCCACCGUGCCUUGAGAUUAAGGAGUUGGAGCUGGCGCACCCGGGUGGGAUUACGCUGGGGUUGUUGGCGGACGAAUGUGUGAGGAUGCAGGCGAUGGAGCGGCUGGUGAAGCAGUUGGAUGAGGAGGAGGAUGUGCCGGCGGCGUCGCCGUUCAAGGUCGAGUUGUUUGGAGUUAGGGAGGGGUCGUUUCCGGUGAGGAUGGCGAGGGGUGAGAUUGAGAGAGGGACUUUGUUUGUGCCGGCGUUGCAUGGAUUUUGA